AGCUUCAGGCUGCUGCCAGCGAUGAGAUGGAUAAUAAGCUUCUUCAACUACAUGCAUAUGAGAAAUCAAGAAAACUUGGAAAGUUUUUCGAUAUAGUUUAUCACGAAAAUGCUCGCUUUCUUCUUCAUGAUGAGAACAUAUAUCGUAUUGAAUUUUCACCAAAACCAAAGACACUAUCUAUUCAACUUAUGGACUGUGGAAAUGUUAAGCAUGAAGUGACUGCUAUGUCAGUGGACCCAAUUUUUUCAGCCUAUCUGCAUAAUAAAUUCCUCUCCAUUGUCCCGGACCAAAAGACAUCAGGGAUUUUCAUGAAAAGGAAUAAACGUGGAUAUGCCGGUAAUGAUGAGUUGUCAAGCCAGGUUAUGGAAGGACUACAAAUUAUUAAUGGUCUGGAGUGUAAGAUAGCUAGCAAUUCUUCUAAGGUGUCGUAUGUUUUAGAUACAUAAGACUUCAUGUUUCAGAUGAGAAGCAAAAGAAAAGCUUUGCGUCUGAAGGGGUCAUGCCAUGAACAAGAGAAGUCUUCAAACAUUCGUUCAAGCAGAUGCAGUCCUUCUAAUUGCCGCUGUUUU
Messenger RNA from Lathyrus oleraceus (garden pea), 569 nucleotides. RefSeq names its product paired amphipathic helix protein Sin3-like 5. The transcript has a single exon. Lineage: Eukaryota; Viridiplantae; Streptophyta; Magnoliopsida; Fabales; Fabaceae. The record is from RefSeq and is a predicted model, not a curated record. Bases 27 to 446 code for a protein of 139 amino acids.